Messenger RNA from Fopius arisanus, 672 nucleotides. RefSeq lists its product as uncharacterized. The coding region runs from base 99 to 545 and encodes 148 amino acids. NCBI's taxonomy places the organism in Eukaryota, Metazoa, Arthropoda, Insecta, Hymenoptera, Braconidae. The transcript is spliced from 4 exons. The record is from RefSeq and is a predicted model, not a curated record.
CAGUGAAAGGUGAAAGAUUCGUUGUAACUAUAUAAGCACGUGUUUUAUACUCCUUGGGACAUUUAUCAUUGAAUUCUGAAUCAACUCGAGUCAUCAGCAUGCGCUCCCUGAUCUGUUUUUUGGGCUUGAUUGCUCUCAUCGAGCAAUCGGUAGCCAGUGAUUAUCAUGAGCAAGAGCAUUCAACGUACGAGGAAAAAACGAAACCUGUGGAGAUUCCGAUUUAUAAAAAAUAUGCGAUACCGAUACCUCAUCCGGUACCUGUGAAGGUCGACCAGGAGAUCAAGGUACCUGUUCCUCAGCCAUAUCAGGUACAGGUCCGCAUACCUCAUCCUUAUCCGGUUGAAGUAAUCAAGAAUGUCGAGAUACCAAUUGAAAAACACGAGCCCUACGUCGUCGAGAAGAAGGUACCUUUCAUCGUGGAAAAGCCAUAUCCCGUUUAUGUGGAUAAGAAAUUCCCAGUGCCUGUUGCAAAGCCAUACGCAGUUCAUGUGCCUAUAUACAAACACGUAUUCCAUCACACUUCUGGAGGUAAAGGCUGGCAUUAAAAUCCAACCGACACCGAGCCAACAGUGACGAUGUACAGAUUGUGAUUUCGAAGGCCUCGCCUUGAUUGUUAUGUUUUCAUUUUCAAAUACUUGUUUUUACAUAAAGUAAUUGUUUGGUUAAAAAAAA